AUGGAUCUCAGCUUCAACAACACCAACAGAGUUUCUCUGGACAAUGAACAUGGGAAGAAUGACACCACCUUGCGCUUGAACUUUCUCGGCUAUGGAGCAAACCGUGUACACAGCAACACCAUCAGCGCCAGAUUUGGCAGUGGCACUCAGAGCAAUCCCAAGAACAAUUUCUGUAACAGCUUACACGAGGAAGACGCAUGCAAAUUGGUCCUCGGUUUGGGUCCCACACCGAGCACUUACAGUGGGGAUUUCUCCAACAAUGCUGGAGGAACUGUUAGCAACCCGAAAGGCUCUCAUCCUUCGACACUCGAGGGUGACUCAAUCUUAAAGCUCGGCCUUUCUGAAGCCGGGCUAGUUGCCAAUGAUUCCUUCAGUGGACUCGAGAACAGUUCAGUUACUGAGACAAAUCAAGCACCUGCUGACAAUACAAGAUUCUCCUUCCCAGUUUUAGACGAGGGCUCCACUUCAGCAAAGAAAUCAGCUGGUGGAUACAUGCCUUCACUUCUCUUGGCUCCCAGAAUGGACAUUCGAAAAGCUCCACCACCACGGACAGAACUCAUCGACUUUGAACUGAGUCACGAGCCAUCUGCCACCACGGAUUUCUCUUCUGCUUCCGAGCAAACGACGACUGCUACCUCUGAAAGCCACCAUGGUGCCACCAAUGCAAAGAGAUGCAGCUUCUUUGGAUGUUCUAAGGGAGCACGCGGUGCCACGGGGCUCUGCAUUGGCCAUGGCGGAGGCCAAAGAUGUCAGAAGCAAGGCUGCAACAAGGGCUCCGAGAGCAGAACCGCGUAUUGCAAAUCCCAUGGAGGGGGAAGAAGGUGCGAGCACUUGGGCUGCACGAAGAGUGCCGAGGGGAAGACCGAACUCUGCAUAGCCCACGGAGGGGGCCGUAGAUGUGGCUUCCCCGAUGGAUGCACGAAAGCCGCACGUGGCAAGUCCGGGCUGUGCAUUAGACACGGCGGAGGGAAGAGAUGCAACGUUAACGGCUGCACUAGGAGUGCAGAAGGGCAGGCAGGGUUGUGCAUUUCUCACGGUGGAGGAAGGCGUUGUCAGCAAGAAGGAUGUGCCAAGGGCGCACAGGGUAGCACAAAGUACUGCAAAGCUCACGGUGGCGGGAAGAGGUGCGUGUUUGCAGGGUGCACGAAGGGCGCAGAAGGCAGUACACCGUUGUGCAAAGGUCACGGUGGAGGGAAGAGGUGUUCCUACGACGGCGGUGGGAUUUGUCCGAAGAGUGUUCAUGGUGGCACCAACUUCUGCGUGGCUCACGGUGGAGGGAAGAGGUGCGUGGUGCCCGGGUGCACGAAGAGCGCGCGUGGACGCACUGAUUGCUGCGUCAGGCACGGUGGAGGGAAGCGGUGCAAGUUCGAGAGCUGCGAGAAGAGCGCUCAGGGGAGCACGGACUUCUGCAAAGCCCACGGCGGCGGGAAGAGGUGCUCGUGGGGAGGAGAAGAAAUGGGGAAAUGCGAGAAGUUCGCGAGAGGGAAGAGUGGUCUUUGUGCUGCUCACGCGAGCUUGGUCCAGGAGAGGGAGAUGGGGAAAGGUGGAAGUAUGAUCAGACCGGGGCUGUUUCGAGGGCUCGUUUCGGCAGCUGCUGCUGCAGCCUCAACGGCUGGCGGCAGUGUUGAGAACAACACUUACAGUUUCUCAGGAGGCAGCGGGGUGUCGGAGAGUAGUGGUGGUGGUACCUUGUUGGAGAAGCCAGCGAAACGCCGGCAACUCAUACCGCCACAGGUGCUGGUUCCACUUUCGAUGAAAUCAUCAGCUGUGGGGUCGACGUAUUCGAGCUUCUCGAAUGGCGGGAAGCGAGAUGGAGGAACUAGUAGUGAUGGGCUCAUGAUGGUUCCUGAAGGGAGAGUCCAUGGUGGUGGGCUCAUGUCUCUGUUUGGCGGGAACCUGAAGAAUGCUGCCAUUGAUGGGGUUUAA
Linum tenue is the source of this 1926-nucleotide messenger RNA. NCBI's taxonomy places the organism in Eukaryota, Viridiplantae, Streptophyta, Magnoliopsida, Malpighiales, Linaceae. The record is from the annotation of a GenBank genome assembly.